CUAAGACCGUUACAGAUAUACGCUUGAAACUGUUAGGGGUUCCUGUUCUGUGCUCCUAGCGUAAUUUUUGUGUGACCAACAAGAGUAGCCUCGGCUAACCGUUGUGCGGUUCCCCAAUUUUCUAGCAGUUUUCGCAAUGACUACGCAAAUGGUAUCCGCUGCCGCGAGGAUACGACCGCACCUGUCUUUGGCCCGGAUAGCCUUCUCUUCCCCUGGGUCAUUACCACUUUAUGUCAGAGAAUUGGGCACACCAAGCACUGCUGUUUACAGUUGUAAUUGUCCAUCAUUGCGCUUUUACCAAAAUAAUUCGUCAGCUGUUCCCGGUGGAGACUGGAUUCACUUGAAUGGGAUGCGUUUCCAUGGUCGACAUGGUGUGCUCACAGAGGAGACGCGGUUGGGCCAAACAUUUGUUGUGGACGUACGGCUGCAAGUGGACACCGAAAGGGCUGGUGUCAGCGAUGAGCUAGAAGACACCGUCAACUAUGCGGCCGUAUACGGCAGCAUUAGGGGCGUGGUGGAGGGCCCUCCCUGCAAGCUGCUGGAGGCGGUGGCGCACCGGGCGUGCAACCUGGUGCUGGCGGACCAUGCGGCGGUGCGCGAGAUGGUGCUGAGCAUCCGCAAGCUGAGCAUACCGGGCGUACCGAGCCUGGUGGACAGCGUGGUUCUCUUCAUCCUGUCGUCCUUGCCAGCUCUUGCUGUAAGCUCUACUGGAGGCCUCGUGACAAGCUGGUGGUAGGGUGAGCAUGGGAUGUUGCUUGCGCCUGCGCCUGCGCCUGAUGGGCCAAGCUCUGGUUGCGGGGCUCAGGCUGGUGUGAUGUCGUGUGUUGCAGGAGUGGAGGUACGGCGCCGCCGGGCGUAGUGACAUGCGCCGACUCAAUUGAGGCUGCCGCUGCUGCUGUCGACGUCCCGAGGAGCACCACUAGAUCCCGAGGUCAGCGAAACAGCUGCGGUCGGGGAAUGGGCUGCUGCUCGACUACUUGCCUGGUUUGGGAGCAAAUGGCAGUGUGUACGGGGUGCUUUGAGGGGCGAAGAGAAUGACAUGGGUUUGAGGGUAGCGUGCCGGGAUACAGCAGGUCCGGCGUGCUUUCCAAGGCAUCCGCUUGUCGAGUCGCCUGCGGUGAGACUUGUACAGGUACAGGAGGUCAAGCCGUGAUGUGAUAGACUAAUUUGGGUUGCGGGCCUGGGCAGCGCCCAGUGCAACUUUAUGUGGGAGCAAUAGCCGCGACAGGCCAGAGGUGCGCGGGAGUUGAUGUAACCGCCACACGGACGCGCACGUGUCCCUUGCUAGCUGUGGUGGUUACCGGUACGUACGCGGGUGGGGUACACCCCAUUGCAUUGGGGGCGUGGAGCUUUGUGGUACUCCAGCGCAAAGGCUGCUAUUGGGGCUCCCGGGGCUGCGGCGGCAUACAACGGGGUUCAAGAUGGGCACUUGCCGUCUACACUUGCCGUAUGCGUAUGUUGGUUCACGUGCUUGGUAGGGUCAUAUGUACCCGGAAUGCGCGGACACCGAGCGCCUCGCAGGAGGUACGAAUAGGCACAGCAUGUAUUGUGCUAGAGUCUGGG
Astrephomene gubernaculifera is the source of this 1563-nucleotide messenger RNA. Lineage: Eukaryota; Viridiplantae; Chlorophyta; Chlorophyceae; Chlamydomonadales; Astrephomenaceae. The record is from the annotation of a GenBank genome assembly.